Leptomonas pyrrhocoris is the source of this 1123-nucleotide messenger RNA. RefSeq lists its product as hypothetical. The transcript has a single exon. The record is from RefSeq and is a predicted model, not a curated record. The coding region runs from base 143 to 1123 and encodes 326 amino acids. Lineage: Eukaryota; Euglenozoa; Kinetoplastea; Trypanosomatida; Trypanosomatidae.
AGCGACUUUCUUUUAUAUAUGUAUUGUUUUCUAUUCGUUCUUGGUGCGUUUUGAAUUUCUGUGUGGUGUCGCAGUUGACGUAUUUAUAGUCGUUCGUUUGCACGCGUAUAAACAGCAACGAUAAGUCGCAAAGCCGCAUCUCAUGCCCAUGAAGCUCGGUGAUGUCGUGAAGGUGAACUUCGCCAACAAAAGCGAGAAUCAGCCGUCCACUGUGAUUGGCGUUGUCGAGGCAGUGGAUGCCGCGCAGGAGUUCGCGACGGUCUUCGUGGGAAACGCACAGUCGUGGUCCGUCCUUGCGUCGAGCGUGACACCACUCAGCUUGCCGGCCUCGUUCUCACGGACAGCGAGGGACACGCAGAGGGUGCGGUCCACCGCGACGCGUUUUCUUUCAACGGCAGCUGGACAACAGCUGCCGCUUUCGCCUUCCUCUUCCCCAACGAGGCAUCACGUCGCACUGGAAACGGCUGUGGCUGCCCGGUCGAAGAACGAUGACACGGCGCACCACGCACCCGAAAAUCUGCGCACGGUACCCUCGUCAUCCUUCGGCAAGCCCGACAACUACAGCUUCGAGCCCAAUGCGCCGUACACAAACGUGUUGUACGAGAUGAACGCACGGCUCACAGGGCUGUGCGACUGGUCGUCGCCUCCCCUAACGACGUUCUUUUUAACUGUUUUGUACCUUUGGUUAGCGGUGGAAGGGAGUGGCCUGCCUUUUACAAGAAGCGGCGUACCGCUGCUGAGUGUCGCCUCCGUCGUUCAGCGGUGCGCUAUCGCCGUGGUGCGUACGCUGGUAGCGGUGGUACUCUGCGCCUGCGUCAGCAUGGCCCCUCGUCACACCCCCGCUUCAGCGUUUUGGCUGCUGUUUCCCCUCAUGGUCGUCUCCUUCGGUGGUCUCACGCCUGUGCUGUGGUGGCACACCCUUGUCGUCGGCUGCUUUCCGGUUCGCCUGACUUCACACGGCAGCGCCACCGCGACCGCCGCACCUACUGCGGCGUCCGCACCACUGAUUUUGUGCGUUGGUAAAACGGUUCUGGAUGCAGGCCGCUGCGUACUUCGUGGUGUCUCCACGAUGAUGAUCGCCCUGGGUGAAUCGCUUCGUGCGGUGAGCGAGGAGCUGAACUAG